AUGGACGCCGACAGUGACGACCUGCGCCAGGACGAGCUCAGCUCCUUGCAGGCUAUCUUCCCCGAAAUCGAGCCCGACGACCAGCGACCCUUCUGCUUCACUAUUCAACUGCCGGUCCGUCCCGCGAAGCCUGUGACUGUUGCGUUUCCCGCCGCCCCCAGCGCCCAAGACACAGCCGCUGCUCAGCUCCCAGGCGUCGAACCCCGCGUCGAUUCGCAUGAGCUCUCCCACCUCCCGGCCGUCGUGGUCCGCAUGGAACUGCCCGAGGGCUAUCCGUCAGAACGGCCGCCCGGCGUCAGCAUAAACACAUCGCCACCGUGGCUGACGAGGGAUGUCAUCAAGAAGCUGGAGGACGACGGCCCGCGAUUGUGGGAGGAGAUGGGCCGUGAUAUGAUCGCUUUUACAUACAUUGAUCACGUCCAGCAAGCUGCGGAUGAUGUGUUUGACAUGGUUGACGGGAAUGGCACUCUGGAGAUUGACCCAUCCCACAAGAUCGCCAUCCUGGACUACGAUAUCGAGGCUGCUCGGGCUGCGUUUGAGAAGGAGACCUUUGACUGCGGCAUCUGUCUAGACCCCAAGAAAGGUUUCAUGUGUCACAAGAUGCUCGAUUGCGGGCACAUAUUCUGUAUCCAAUGCUUACAGGAAUUCUACAAUAAUGCCAUCACGGAAGGAGACCUGGCAACUGUCCGCUGUCUUGCCCCGAACUGCUCCAAAGAGCGCGCCGAGGCUGGACAGGUCUCGGCCUCGGGCAAGAAGCGCAAGGUCAAGACCUCCAUCAGCCCAAGUGAACUGCUCCAGAUUGGUCUGCCCCAAGAGAUGGUGACUCGCUACGUGACCCUCAAGUACAAGAACGAGCUCGAGUCGGACAAGGACACCAUCUACUGCCCCCGGUCGUGGUGCCAGGGCGCUGCGAGGUCCAAGAAGCACAGGAAGCCCGAGGGGCUGGAGAUGGUUGAGGCUUCAGGUGAAGAUACAGAGGACGAUGAAGGCGCCGGGGGGCAGGACGACGGCGGAAAAGGCAAGAAGAAGCAGGCUUUUGACCGCGGGGACCUCCUGGCGAUAUGCGAAGACUGCGGCUUCGCCUUCUGCAGCCGCUGCUACCAGUCGUGGCAUGGCGAGUUCUACCGCUGCACGCCCAAGCGGGACACGGGCGAACUUUCGGCCGAGGAGCAGGCCUCGAUCGACUACAUCAACCUUCAUACCACACCGUGCCCGACGUGCGGCGUCACGGCGCAGAAGAGCCACGGGUGCAACCACAUGAUCUGCUUCCGUUGCGCCUCGCACUUCUGCUAUCUAUGCUCGGCCUGGCUCGACCCCAGGAAUCCCUACGCCCACUUCAACGAACAGCCCGACGGCAGAAUCACGUCGUGCUUUAUGCGCCUGUGGGAACUGGAAGGCGGCGAUGGCGAUAACGUCGGCAUUGGCUUCGCCGGCGGCGCGCGGCAGGCGCAGGCACAGGACGAGGACGAUGACGAGGACGAGGGCGUCGUCGAGAUAGUCGACCUUGUCCCCGAGAUCGAGGAGCCGGACGACAGCGAUUCGGACACGGAGGCGGACGACGUUCCCCAACCACCGCCCCCUCCGGCGGGUGGCGUUGCACGAGAAGGGCCGCUCGUCCUACGGAUCGGAGCCGACCCGGCUCCUCGGGGCGGCCGAGGAGGAGGAGGAGCAGCAGGGGUUGCCCACGGUCCCGUCCCGCCGGCCGCGCCACCAGCGCCGGCCAACCCCGCGAGAAGAGGCGGGCCUCCCGUACGAGGCGGACGUGGCGGGCGCGGAAACAGAGGCGCAGACGUUCGAGGCGGUCGGCGGCAGAACCAGCAGAGGAACCAGCGGUUACGGGUGCCCGUCGUGGGCAGGAACGGGGAGAUUGGCAUCGGCGUCGUUGACGCCGACGCGCUCGACGCAGCGCAGGAAGCUUGGAUCAGACGAUUCGUGCAGAUGGCUUUGGACGACGAGGAAGAGGACAGCGACGAGGGGUGA
This is a messenger RNA of Colletotrichum graminicola M1.001, 1980 nucleotides long. RefSeq names its product RWD domain-containing protein. Gene Ontology annotation, biological process: ubiquitin-dependent protein catabolic process; protein polyubiquitination; positive regulation of proteasomal ubiquitin-dependent protein catabolic process. The coding region runs from base 1 to 1980 and encodes 659 amino acids. Gene Ontology annotation, cellular component: ubiquitin ligase complex; cytoplasm. The record is from RefSeq and is a predicted model, not a curated record. The transcript has 2 exons. Gene Ontology annotation, molecular function: ubiquitin conjugating enzyme binding; zinc ion binding; ubiquitin protein ligase activity. Lineage: Eukaryota; Fungi; Ascomycota; Sordariomycetes; Glomerellales; Glomerellaceae.